This is a messenger RNA of Anopheles moucheti, 884 nucleotides long. RefSeq lists its product as uncharacterized. The coding region runs from base 126 to 884 and encodes 252 amino acids. The record is from RefSeq and is a predicted model, not a curated record. The transcript has 2 exons. NCBI's taxonomy places the organism in Eukaryota, Metazoa, Arthropoda, Insecta, Diptera, Culicidae.
AACAAACAGAAUGAAGGAAAGUGCACUGUAUAUAUUGUGUAAAUAUUGCGCCUUUUGUAAAUCAAUUUUAAGUAAGCAGUCGGCCUAUCAUAAGCAAACCGGAAAGGAAUCAACACAAAUAAACCAUGACAAAGAGCAGCAUGAAUGGAACCAAUUCAGAAACCACAACACUGGCAGAACAAUUCGGGAAAAAUCCUGUGGAAGAACCAACAGAAGCAACGUAUUCUUGGCUUCAAGAAACUAUAGUCAAAUCAGAGAUCAUCAUUUUGCCGGAUGACUUGUUGCCAACCCUUAGAUGCCGUUUAUGUGAUAGUCCGGACCAUGUAUGUUCGCCUAUAUACAAUCUACGUGGUGGAAUCGAGCUAACGGAAAAGCAUCUGGAAACUAUAUACAUACUGUCCGGCAUCACCAUUACUUAUGAACAGGAUCACGCAUCCGUAGUGUGUUCAUAUUGCUUGUUAAAAAUAGAAGAGUAUAAGGUUAUUCGUGAAGUAUGGCAAAUGAGAAACAAAACUGAACACGAAACCAACGUUCCUGCGCUUCAGUCAGCUGCAACGCUCAUUUCAUAUGUUGAAAAACCCGGCAUGAAGGAUGCUACCACUCAAACCACUGAGCAUCACACUGUUCGCAGUGCUCGGGAUGUACGAGAUGUAUCCACUUGUACAGAUAAUUGCGAGGUCCAGGUACUAGUUCCAGGACCCAAUAUUAGCGUCACAGAAGAUGGAGGCAAGGAUUGUGGUACGCAGUGCGAAACGGUCGAUGUAGAGCAGUAUUGUUUGAGAAGAAAACGUAAAAAACGUCGAAAUAAGGACGAACUUAUAGCAGAGGUGAUGCAAUUAGUUAAAAGACGCUAUCGUUGGGAAUCCGAUGUAACGAAUCGCUAA